AUGAUUUAUUUCCGCCAUUUUUCCAUCCUGAUAUCCACUCUCUUUAUCUUUUCAUUGUUAUCAGUUGUUAAAUCCAAUGAAUCCUCCAUUUAUGAAGUGCUUAAACUUCACGGGCUGCCCAUCGGCUUGCUUCCGAAAGGAGUAAAAGACUUCACCUUUGACAGUUCAGGGAAUUUCGAAGUUCAUUUAGAUCAAGCCUGCACUGCCAAGUUUGAAAAUGAACUGCACUACCAUAGGAAUGUUUCGGGCACCUUAAGUUACGGGCAGAUCGACGGGCUUUCUGGGAUCUCUGCUCAGGAUUUGUUCUUGUGGUUUCCGGUUAAAGAAAUCAGAGUCGAUAUUCCAAGCUCCGGUUUGAUUUACUUUGAUGUAGGUGUGGUUUCUAAGCAGUUUUCUUUGUCUUCCUUUGAGACUCCAAGGGAUUGUUUGGCUGUUCAGUUACCGGAUCUUGAAGAUGGAAGAUAUAUAGUGGAGACAGUUUCUAAGUUUACAUCAGAGAAGCUCCGGUAUCAGCCUAAUCAAGACGAUAUUGCAAGGACAGCUUCGUUAGCUCGUGGUUUGCCGUGUAGUACAGAGUCUGCAUUGUUCUUGUUCGACUGUGAUCUACGUGAGGAAGAUCGGAGCAUGAGGUUCCGGGACGAGGAGAUAGAUUUGCUAAAUUUCACAUUCCCCGUUUUAUCUGUCUAUGAAGAACAAGGAUUAGCGUUCGAGUGGCAGCCAGCAAUCCGAACAGGGACAGACUCGCAGGAUUUUCAUGACCUGAAACAAAGGCACGAUAACUCCGACUCUAUCUGA
Molecule: messenger RNA, 795 nt
Organism: Fraxinus pennsylvanica
Lineage: Eukaryota; Viridiplantae; Streptophyta; Magnoliopsida; Lamiales; Oleaceae
Source: the annotation of a GenBank genome assembly